GCGCCGCGCGCGUGCCAUUCACGUCCCUUCGCGCGAUCGCGAUCGACCAUUUAUUCCUUGCACUCUCCGUACGAUUCCGCCGUCUUUCUCUCCAUACGAAAUCCUGAAUAUAGGUUCUCAGAUGUAGAAGGACGAUAAGGUCGAGAAGAAUUUAUUCUUGGCCUCGCUAUUUCUAGUAAUGGUUACCUUCAAUAUCAACUAAUCUUCGAUUAACCUCAAUCCUGACUUCUUGACUUCAGCAAUUCCUUCAGCGUUAUCUUUAGAAUUUCAAAUGUUUUUGCAUUAUCGAGCUAUCGAAGUGGACCAGUGUGAAGUGAACGUUGAUAUUAAAUGAUACUGAAGUUUGACGAGCGUCCUGAAUUGGAGGCGGUGGUAUUUAAUUAAUAGACGUUUUAACUUUUCUAUAUCUUGUGUUUUUGUGGUAUAUGAAUAAAUAUUGAUGUAACGUGAAAUGGCAACAGAAAAGGACUUAAUAAAUGCUGUGAGGGAAUCACUGAAAGCUGAUGGAGAUCUUGCUCGUAUAAAGGCAGAAAUGCGCACAAAAGUGAUAAAUCUACUCGACUGUUCAAACAAAGAUAGUAAAUCAAAGGUCGUUAAAUCUUCUCAUGAUAUUACAUUCCUCAAUGAACUUAUUAGAGAAUAUUUAGAUUGGAUGGGAUACAAGUAUAGCUCCACUGUAUUUAUUGCAGAAUGUGAUCUCCCAAAACAGCCCUUGGAUCGUACUCUUCUUGUGCAAAGUCUAGGAGUAAAAGAUAGUGAAAGAAGCAGAAAUUUACCACUGUUAUGCAACCUCGUGCAAAUAUUCGCCAAUUCAAAGAGCACCUAAAGCAAAAUGAUAAAUGACCACGCAAUAAGCAUAAAUUAUUUUAACGUCCAAUAUAAUUUUUAAAUGUUAUUUAUUUCUCUCAUGUAUAUAUUACAUACUAAUUACUUGGAUAUGCCUCUUUAUAUACAAAUAUAAGAGCCUUUUGAGCACACAAACUAAAA
This is a messenger RNA of Odontomachus brunneus, 987 nucleotides long. RefSeq names its product lisH domain-containing protein FOPNL. Bases 452 to 826 code for a protein of 124 amino acids. The record is from RefSeq and is a predicted model, not a curated record. Lineage: Eukaryota; Metazoa; Arthropoda; Insecta; Hymenoptera; Formicidae. Gene Ontology annotation, molecular function: protein binding. The transcript is spliced from 4 exons. Gene Ontology annotation, biological process: microtubule anchoring. Gene Ontology annotation, cellular component: microtubule organizing center.